GCCCUGCCCUCUCCACCCUCCUUAGGUGGAGGUCAAUGUCCCCGCGGGAAGUGAAGGCUGGAUUGGCCGUCCGCCCUAGCAGAGGACCCGGGCCCCUGGGUCACGAGUGCUAGAGCCCUCGCCGCUGCCCCCGCGCUUGUCCCGGCGGAGCGAGGCUGGCGGGGCGGCCCAGGCACCGGGGGAAUGAGUCGGGCUGGGACGGCCACCCGCAAGCCGGAGACGCGCGGCUGGAGCGCCGAGCAGGGGCGAGUGUCGCGGGCUGUCCCCAGCGCAGUAAUAAUUGAUUGGCACUUCGCAUUAUUUUUUCAAUCUGGAGUGAGUGAAAUCAGAGGCCUUGUCGUGAAUCCUUCUUCUCUGUGAACUAACUUGCUACAUUUGAAGAAGCUAUCAUCAGGUCUAAAGCGACUAACUUCCAGGCAGUGCUGGAACCAUGAGCAAUAAUGGAACAGACUUGACCAUUGGUUACAUCUCCUCUGCCAUAGCUAUCCUUUUGUUUGGCUCCAACUUUGUGCCACUUAAAAAAUAUGAUACUGGUGAUGGAAUGUUUCUCCAGUGGGUACUUUGUGCUGCCAUCUGGUUGGUGGCCUUGGUGGUCAACCUGAUACUACAGUGCCCUAAGUUUUGGCCUUUUGCAAUGGUUGGAGGCUGCAUUUGGGCCACAGGGAACAUUACUGUCGUCCCAAUUAUCAAAACCAUUGGUUUAGGCCUUGGAAUCUUAAUCUGGGGAUCAUUUAACUCCUUGAUGGGCUGGGCAAGCUCAAGGUUUGGCUGGUUUGGACUGGAUCCAGAAGAAGUAUCAAAACCUCUGCUAAAUUACUUUGGCGCUGGGCUCUCAGUAGUAAGUACUUUCAUAUUUUUGUUCAUCAAAAGUGAACUACCAAGUAACACGUGCUCCAUGGACACCACACCGUUAAUGACAGAGAAUGUAAUCAAGGAAUCCCAAGAUCCCUGUUCCUGGGUGGAUAAACUUUCAAAAGUACACUACCGUCUGGUGGGCUGCAGUCUUGCAGUGAUAUCUGGAGUACUCUAUGGGUCAACAUUUGUGCCAAUCAUUUAUAUCAAGGACCACAGCAAAAGAAAUGACAGUGUGUACGCUGGGGCAAGCCAAUAUGAUUUAGACUACAUUUUUGCACACUUCAGCGGCAUCUUUCUUACAAGUACAGUUUACUUUCUAGCCUACUGUGUAGCCAUGAAAAAUAGUCCUAGACUAUAUCCUGAGGCAGUUUUACCAGGAUUCCUGUCCGGGAUACUCUGGGCCAUAGCUGCCUGCUGCUGGUUCAUAGCUAAUCACUCUCUAAGUGCUGUGGUCAGCUUUCCCAUAAUCACUGCCGGUCCAGGAUUAAUAGCUGCAUUGUGGGGUGUCUUCAUAUUUAAGGAAAUACAGGGUCUACGAAACUACCUAUUAAUGAUGCUUGCAUUUUGCAUCAUCUUGACUGGAGCCCUAUGCACCGCUUUUUCUAAACGCUAACCAUCACCAGACCAGCAGGUGGCAGCAGUGAUUAAGAGAAUACCUCUAUGGAACACCAGCGAAGCAAGCUCAGAACAGGGUUCAUUUUCCUAACAGCAAAUGGGUCUCAACCACUCUUGCAAUGGGCAAAUGAUUUUUUUCUCCCACAAAUGUGAGAAGAAAAACUGAGUUUCGGUCAAGAUAAAAUUGAAAAAUUCUGAGUGUUCAUGAAGGUAGGAUUUCUCUAAGUGACCAAAAGUUCUCCAUUGUAUUAAUAAUAACAGCGGUACGUCUGAGGGUGCUCUUUUUACCACAAUGCGUGCUUCACGUUGCAUAACCUAGAAAAACAGUAUGGAGUUUUUAUACAAAGAAUUGACAGUGCAAAUUUCUCAUUUAUGAUUCUCAUUAAUGAAGUGAAGCAGAAAAUACUUUAUAAGGGGGAGGGGGAAGAAAACUUACUUUAUAAUGGAAUUAAACUCCAAAGAUGUCUGGACCCUUUGCUAGAUAAAGUAAAUGUCACAACUGGUAACUGAAAAUUAAAAAACACAUUUCAUUAUUUAUAGAAAAAAACAUUUCUACUUUAAAUUAAUAUUGUGUCAUCACAUACCCAUUUUAGCUCAAAAUGCAUUUGAUUAUCUCUGGAUAAAAUCUAUCCUCAGAGAACAAAAAUAUGCCAAUUAAGAAUAUGUGCAUAGGGCGGCGCCUGUGGCUCAGUGAGUAGGGCACUGGCCCCAUAUACCAAGGGUGGAGGGUUCAAGCCCAACCCCAGCCAAACUGCAACAAAAAAAUAUACCAGGCGUUGUGGCAGGCGCCUGUAGUCCCAGCUACUCAGGAGGCUGAGGCAAGAGAAUCGCCUAAGCCCAGGAGUUGGAGGUUGCUGUGAGCCAUGUGAUGCCACAGCCCUCUACCCAGAGCAACAAAGUGAAACUGUCUCUACACACACACACACACACACACACACACAGAAUAUGUGCAUAAUACAAUGCAUUUACAAGUAUGCACACACACAAAUACACACGCACACAUAUGUAUUUGUAUGUUGUGUUCCAAAUGUGGGUGAAAUUCUAGAGAUGCUAAAGUGAGGUUCUUGCCGAUCUUAAUUUAAAGUGGCCAACACUCUCUUGAAAGUACUUUUUUUCUGAAAUAUAUUUUUCUAAAAUGCUUUUAACAGGAGGUUUUCCUGUUUUCUUUCUGUUUUCCCUGGUGUUUAAAGUAGGCAAAAGAAAAUGACAGACGUGCUGGUAAUAUGUCUUUAAGAAAACUAACUGGACAUGCUAGAAUAAUAGUAUUUAUGAGGAUGGUUUGGAAACUCUUUAAAUUACAGAACCCUUUUCAAAUGUAAAUUUCACCCUUCCCACCUAACAGCAGUCUGUGUUACUUCCUGUGCAGGAGAAACAAAACAGCGUUCUCCCUAAUUGCAUGGACUCUGAAGCCAGCGUACGGUGGGUUUAAAUCCCAUCUCGGCUUCAUCUUAGUUAUGUGACUCUGGACAAGAUCCUAAGCUCCUUGUAUCAGAUUCCUCAUCUGUAAAGUGGGGUAAAUGAUAGCACCUAUUUCAUAUGGUUAUCGUGUGGUUGAAAUUAAAAUCUGUAUGGUCCUGACUGUCCGGUACUUGGCAAACACUAUGUUAAUUAUUAUGCAUUUUCAAAGAAAACAAAAGUGUGGACUGGAGAAUGGAAAAUGCCACGGAAGAGCUACUACCCUCUACACCUUCCCAUGGAAACAAUUAUUUACUACUCUUCCGUAAGAAUGCUAUUUUAAAUUAUACUGGAGUUUCUGUGUAAUUAUUGAAUUGCUACUACAAAUAAAUAUUUGAUUGUAAAAUGAGUCAUUAAGUUAUGCUGAUAAACUUUGAAUAAAUUGCCAUGAUAUGAAAGCCAUUUGUCUCCUUUUAAUUGUAUUUUAGACUGAACGUAUUUUAUAUUGGAGAACUUUUAAUUAUUCUUCAGCUGAGAGUGCCAGUUUAUAUGAAAAUUUUAAAGGUGAAGUAAAGCAGUUACAGAAGAAAAACAAACAAAAAUCUAUUACAGCUACAUAGUUUCUGCUACCAGACAAGUCUAUUUCAAAAUGGUUAGCAAACAAGCAAAUUAUUUCUUAGAGAUUACUCCAAAUGGGCGAUUGCCAAAUACCCAUUUGUUUGCUAAUCUUAGGAAGUGAAUACCUAAUUCCCUUGAAGUUUUGAGGUUCUAUUUUUUCUUGUUUAAUAUGGCCAAAUUCUUGUGUUCAUUUAAUUUUUGUAGGUGUGGCUUUCUGUCUUACUUUAUCUGAAAUGACUCUACUGAAGAGAUUCUGCCACCUUGUGUACAGACAUAGCACUACAUUAGGUACACGAACAGCCUAAUAAGGCCAGCAUCCAGAUUGGGGGAAUUUUCUGUUAUAGGAACAUAAAAUCCUAAGAAGUCUUAAAGGAGUAAUAGCACACACAGCAUUUUCCCUGAGCUACCAAAUCUCCUUCUAGUCCUGUUGUACUGAUUUAUUUGUACUUUUACUAACUACUUGACCCAUACGUCUCAAUAUUGACAGAGUUGAAAAACGCAUUGAAUGACAAUGACAAGUUACAGAACUAUGUGCAUAAACAUGAUACCAUUUAGGUAAAUUUUUAGUAACCAAAACAAUAUAUAUAAUUCUAUCAAUACAUAUAUAUCAGACUCAUAAUAAUGAUUGUUUCUUGUGAAGGUGUAUGAGAUCAGAAGAAUGGCAAUAUUGGGUUCAGGGAUAACUUUAGCAUUAUCUGUAAUAUUCAAUUUUUUAUGAAUAUAUAUAUAUGUGUGUUCUUCCAUAUAUGUUAAAUAAUCAAUAGGAUGAAAGCUCCAAAGCAUAUAUUUAAAU
Nycticebus coucang (slow loris) is the source of this 4276-nucleotide messenger RNA. RefSeq names its product transmembrane protein 144 (gene TMEM144). Gene Ontology annotation, biological process: carbohydrate transmembrane transport. The transcript has 13 exons. NCBI's taxonomy places the organism in Eukaryota, Metazoa, Chordata, Mammalia, Primates, Lorisidae. The record is from RefSeq and is a predicted model, not a curated record. Bases 431 to 1468 code for a protein of 345 amino acids. Gene Ontology annotation, cellular component: membrane. Gene Ontology annotation, molecular function: carbohydrate transmembrane transporter activity.